Chlorocebus sabaeus (green monkey) is the source of this 5271-nucleotide messenger RNA. RefSeq names its product phosphate cytidylyltransferase 2, ethanolamine (gene PCYT2). Gene Ontology annotation, biological process: phosphatidylethanolamine biosynthetic process. The record is from RefSeq and is a predicted model, not a curated record. Gene Ontology annotation, cellular component: cytoplasm. NCBI's taxonomy places the organism in Eukaryota, Metazoa, Chordata, Mammalia, Primates, Cercopithecidae. Gene Ontology annotation, molecular function: ethanolamine-phosphate cytidylyltransferase activity.
CCGUGUGCAGCGGGUGAGGCCCGCGUGACGGCGGCUGAGCGUGCGCCUGGCGGGGCGGGUGGCGGCGCUGUAGUCGCUGGGAGCUGCCAGGCUGUCCGCGCCGCCGCUGCGGGGCCAUGAUCCGGAACGGGCGCGGGGCUGCAGGCGGCGCAGAGCAGCCGGGCCCGGGAGGCAGGCGCGCCGUGAGGGUGUGGUGCGACGGCUGCUAUGACAUGGUGCAUUACGGCCACUCUAACCAGCUGCGCCAGGCACGGGCCAUGGGCGACUACCUCAUCGUAGGCGUGCACACUGAUGAGGAGAUCGCCAAGCACAAGGGGCCCCCGGUGUUCACUCAGGAGGAGAGAUACAAGAUGGUGCAGGCCAUCAAAUGGGUGGACGAGGUGGUGCCAGCAGCCCCUUACGUCACUACACUAGAGACCCUGGACAAAUACAACUGUGACUUCUGUGUUCACGGCAAUGACAUCACCCUGACUGUAGACGGCCGGGACACCUACGAGGAGGUAAAGCAGGCCGGGAGGUACAGAGAGUGCAAGCGCACACAAGGGGUGUCCACCACAGACCUCGUGGGCCGCAUGCUGCUGGUGACCAAAGCCCACCACAGCAGCCAGGAGAUGUCUUCUGAGUACCGGGAGUAUGCAGACAGUUUUGGCAAGGCACUGACUGCCAGGUUCGGCCGACUGGUGGACGCUGCGGGGGAGGGCAGGCAGCGGUGGUACCGGCUGGCCGGUCACAGCAGCCACUGCUUGGAGGAGGAGCAAGGACUUGCCUGUGGACAGUGCCCUGGUGGGCGGAACCCCUGGACCGGGGUAUCCCAGUUCCUGCAGACAUCGCAGAAGAUCAUCCAGUUUGCUUCCGGGAAGGAGCCCCAGCCAGGGGAGACAGUCAUCUAUGUGGCUGGCGCCUUCGACCUAUUCCACAUCGGGCAUGUGGACUUCCUGGAGAAGGUGCACAGGCUGGCAGAGAGGCCCUAUAUCAUCGCGGGCUUACACUUUGACCAGGAGGUCAAUCGCUACAAGGGGAAGAACUACCCCAUCAUGAAUCUGCAUGAGCGCACCCUGAGCGUGCUGGCCUGCCGGUACGUGUCCGAAGUGGUGAUUGGGGCCCCGUACGCAGUCACAGCAGAGCUCCUGAGUCACUUCAAGGUGGACCUGGUGUGUCACGGCAAGACGGAAAUUAUCCCUGACAGGGACGGCACCGACCCAUACCAGGAACCCAAGAGAAGGGGCAUCUUCCGUCAGAUUGACAGUGGCAGCAACCUCACCACGGACCUCAUCGUGCAGCGGAUCAUCACCAACAGGUUGGAGUAUGAGGCACGAAACCAGAAGAAAGAAGCCAAGGAGCUGGCCUUCCUGGAGGCCGCCAGGCGGCAGGCAGCGCAGCCCCUGGGGGAGCACGAUGGCGACUUCUGACCUGGUGGAGGCCCUGGCCGGCCCUCCCCCUGCUCUGCUUCUGCACCUUCUGCAUUUGGACAUAGGACUCUGCAGGGCCACCCUCUCUAACUGGCCUGGCUCUGGAAGGGCUGGUGACGACUCUGCCUCCUGCCUGCCUUCAAGGUGCCUGGUUUGCAGCAGACUCUCCACCCUUUCCAGCGAAGCUGCUCAGAGAGGGCGUCCAGCACAGUGGAGAGGCCGGCAGUGAGAUGGGCAGACGGCACCUGCAGCCCGAAAUGCAGCACUCCUGCGUGCGCCCCCACCUGGUCCCCGGAUGUCCCCACCACCUGGACAGAGGCCACAUUGACUGCCUACCCAGCUGUGGCAGGAGGUGCAGAGCGGAGGGCCUUAGGGAGCAGCGACUGCGGUCACCCCUUUAGUUCUCUGGGUGCAGACCACAGCACCUCCCACUUGGCACCCCCCAACACGGUGUCCUGCCACCCGGCGCCGGCUCCAGGAAAACACGCUUGCCUUCAUUCCCAGCAGCUUCGCCGCUCUCCUUAUGGACUCUGUUCUGUUUGUACGUGGCUGAUGUAAAUCUCUUUGGUACAACCAAAUAAAGCCUGGUGGCACUGCUGCGUGGGGCUCCCAGCCCUGCUGGGAAGGACCAGGGAACCACCCAGCAAGCAGAGCCUCUUGGCCCUGCCCCGACCAUGCACCCAGCAGCCGGGUGUGCAGUGGGCAGCCUGGCAGUGAGUGAAACCCCGGCCUCCAGCCCUCCAAAGCCAGGGGCCACCCCCUAUAGCAGGCAACGCUAGAAUAGGAAGGAGAGCCGGGGCUGAGGCUCCUUGCCCCUCGGCCCCUCCAGGGGCCAUGGGAUCUCUGUCUCCUGCAUGCCUGUCAGGGCCCGACUGGAGCAGCCCAGAGGCUGAAGAGGCUCUUACUGCAGCCUCCAGGAGGUGUCUGGGGAGCCCACAGAUUGCCUGGUCUCGCCGCACUCAAAAUGAGGCUUAUGAUCAGGACUUUUUUCAGCCCCACACUCCUCUCCAGAAUGGGCUCUGCCGUACAGCACCUGACCCAUGUGGGGCCUCCAUGGGCCUGUCCUCUGCUGUUGUGAGGUCGACCUCAUGACCCAGCACAGGAGCCGGAGGCGAGGUGCACAUGAGGCUCUCCACAGCCCCGGAAGGCAGCCUCUCACCCUGCUCUCCGAGCCAGGGGCCAAGGUGUGAGGGGCACAGGCCAUCCUCAUGCUGUCAGGCCCCUGCUUUCAGAAGUGGGGUGGUGCCGAUGCUCCCACUCAGACCCCUGGGCUGCAGGGUCCCCUGAGCAGAGGGACCAGCCACUUCCCCAUAGAUUGGUGCUGGACAGGGGCUGCCUGGGCCCCAGGCUUGGGGAGGGUGGAAAGGCCCCGCUUGUUGCUGCCUGGGCCCGGAAGUGGGCCUGGCCCUGUUCCCUUAGAAGCAUUGGAGGCCAGGGCCCAAGCCAGUGCUGGAGUCACACCCAACCGCGGAGGGAGAACCCACCUGUCUCCCACCCUCAGCUCUGGGGAAGCAUGCUCUGGGUCUCUGGGGCCAGGGCUCAGGCCCCCAACUCUCCUCCUCGCCCCUGCGCCCUCGGACUUGGCCUGGCCAGAAGGGAUGGGGGCAAGAGGAAAGCAGCCAGGGGCUCCAGGCCAUGCUCUCACAGAUUUGCCUCUGGAGUGGGGGGCGAAGGACUGGGGAAGACACUGGGGACCAGGCCAGCAGUGGCCCUGCAGUUUCCCCCAGGGAGCACCAAGCUUAGACGCGGCUUCACCGCGGGGCUGGAUCGUGGCCAGCUUGGCCCCUGGGUCUGAAGACCUCUGGGCAGCCCAGGCCAACCUUGCCCUGCCGCCGCACACUCGGCUGCCCUCUCAUACCCAGGCUUGGGGACUUCCAGGUCCCGAUCCCCUCGUGGCCUGGCUGCCAGUCCUCCAGUACCCCUCACUCCGAGGCUGCCUCACUAUUUAUUUGUUUACCAUGAACUGCGGGGUGGGCGGAAUAGGGGAGAGCUGGGGCGCCAUCCCCAGCCGGCGGGGCCUGGGGUCCCCCAGUAGGACGAUGGUGGCGGGGGUCCCCAGCAGUGCCAGGAGAGGUCCGGGUUCCGGGCUCAGGGGGCGCGGCAGUCGGCUGAGCGCAGGGACAGGAAGACGUCCGCCUUGCACUGGAAGGUCCCGCGGUCGUCGGGCAGCCGCUCGCACCUCUGCAGGUUUGGAGCGACGUCCUGGACGCACACGGCCUGGGGCGGGCGGGCAGAGGUUGAGAGGCCGCCGCGCCCCCACCCCCGUCAGCCCCCGGCCCGCCCGCUGGACUCACGAGGCUCCGCAGUCUGGGGUGCAGCUGCAGCUCCGGGGAGGCGCCGGCCCGGCCCGGGGGUUCCGCCCCUCUGUGGGGCUGGGAGCGCCGCGCGUACGGGGACCUGCGGAAGCCGGACAGCAGCCCCGCGGCGCGGCCCACGGAGUAGGAGCUGCGCCCCGCCGCCGGCUUGUACCACGCGAGGCCGGGCGGCGCCAGCAGCAGGCACAGCGCCAGGGCGGCGGCCACCAGUGUCGCGGGCCGGGCCAUGGGGACGCGGGCGGGCGGGCGGCGGCGUCGGGGCUCGGAGCAGCCACCGCCUGGGCCGCCUUAUAUCUGCGGCGGGGGCGGGCCGAGGCUGCGGGGGGCCGGGAGGGGCGGCGGGCGGGCUGCGGGUGCAGCCAGCCCGCACGGAGGACCCGUCGCACCUGCGCAUCCCAGAGGACCCAGCCGCGCGGGUGAGCGCUGGAGGCGCGCAGGGAUCUGGCGCUUGGUCGGAGCCCGACGCCCCAAGCUCCCCACCCACGCCGCUCGCAUCCUUCAGGCCCGGCCUGCGUGAGCCUCAGUGGGAGCAGGGGAGGGCCCACGGGCGCUCAGCCCUAGGAGUCGUCCCCCAGGAAGUCCCCAGUACUCCUGAGGCGGGAGAGCCAGCCACACUGCACAGUGCCCAGGGGGCGGUUUUUCCCACCCUGAGGCGUAUUCUUGGCUCCAGGCAUCAGAGUCCAUGUGGUUUGUGGGGCCCUCAUUUCUUUCACGCCCUUCGGGGAAGGUUCCACCAGCAGGGCUGCUACUGACAGGGUGCUCUGGGAGCGGGGCAAGAAGGUCAGGCACUGACCUCAGGAAAGCCACACCAAGGCACUGGGGCUCCACGAUUCCUGGAGGCCCCUCUCUGCCAGCUCUGCCCCUGGAAGGGCACCAGGCAGGACUGCGAGCCGCUCUCUUGGCAGGUGACAUCCGCCUUCAGGCUCACUGUGCCCUCACCAUUUCAUGCUCCCCCAAGGUCCUGGUCACGUCUUCUUUUGGAUAUCUCGCCAGGACAGGCACUGGCACUGGAGCCCUGGUACUUGUUUCUGGGUUCCGUGCUUCCCAGGUGUGAUGGUGAAUACUGAGGGUUAUUUUGAUGGGAUCAAAGGAUGCAAAGUAUUGUCCCUGCUGGGUCCAUGAGGGUGUUGCCAGAGGAGAUUCCCAUUUGAGUCCGUGGCUGGGAAAGGCAGACCCACCCUCAAUCCAGGUGGGUACCACCUAAUCAGCUGCCAGCACAGCCAGAAGACAAGCAGGCAGAGGAACGUGGAGGGACCAGACUGGCUGAGUGUGGCCUCCAUCUUUCUCCUGUGCUGGAUGCUUCCUGCCCUCGAACAUCACACUCCAAGUUCUUCAGCUUUCGGACUCUUGGACCCACACCAGUGGCUUGCCAGGGGCUCUCCGCCCUUUGGCCACAGACUGAAGGCUGCACUGUCGGCUUCUCUACUUUUGUUUUGGGACUCAGACUGGCUUCCUUGCUCCUCAUCUUGCAGAUGGCUUAUUGUGCGACUUCACCUUGUGAUAGUGUGAGUCAAUGCUCCCAAUAAACUCUUCAUAUAUACUCUUCA